AAAUGAUUCCCGCAAACUUAGAUGACGUAGAACUUAAUCAGAAACAUAUUUAAACUAAUAUUCCAGAAUAAUUAAAUCCUAGCUUUGAAGAGGAUUAGUCUCAAAAGCAAUAAUUGGAGAUCUAAAAUUUGGUGAAUCAAAACUCUCAAUAAAAAUAAUCAAUUGGAUUAGAUGAUAAAGUAGAAUAAUUUAAUCCUCAGACUGUUGAAAUGAUGUACUAAAAAGGUUAACUAUUCUUAUUAUUUUUAGCAAAUACUUUAACUUAGUUGAAUAAAAUUGAAGAUGCUAAAUAAUUAUACUAAGAUAUAAUUAAAAUAAAUCCAACACAUGAACUAUCAUACCAAAAAAUAGGUAUUUAUAUUUAUAAUAAUUUAGGUGAUAUCUUAAGAAAUUUAAAACUCUAUCAAGAAGCAAAGGAAUAUUAUCUUUAGUGCAUCUCAAUAAACUAAAAUAAUUCAGACGCCUAAUUUGGAAUUGGUAUCAUUUUAGUAUAUUUUAAGGUGAAUGCUUAAAGGAGACUUACAAAGUUAAUGAAGCUUUAUAAUAUUAUAUCAAGGCUGUUGAAAUAGACUAAUCUAAUUUAGAAUAUUAAUUUUCCUAUGGUAAAUAUUAUGGUUUAAAAUAAUUAGGGGAUUGCCUAAGAUAUUUACAAAAAUAUCAUGAAGCAAUAAUUGCUUAUGAUAAAUGUUUAAUGUUGGACUCUAAUCAUGCUGACGCUUAUGCAGGAAAAGGUUUGAAAAAUAAAAUAAUUAUAUAAGGAAUAUGUCUAUAAUUUAUAAAAAGUUUUGAGGAGGCGCUAAAAAACAUUAACUAAUCAUUAGAAUUAAAAAAUAAUUCUUAUUUAGGACUAUAUGGGCUUGGUAACCAUUUAAUUUAAUUAUUAGGGUUUCAUUUAUUUGAAAAGGGGGAAACUCAAAAGGCAUUUAAGCAUUUAUAUGAAGCUUUGGCUAUAAAACCCUAACAUCUUUAUAUAUUAGAUUUCAUAGGUAUAUUGAGAUCAAUUUUUUUAAAGGUGGAUGUCUACUCAAAAUGGAUCAAUAUGAAUAGGCGAUUGAAUAAUUUGACAAAGUUUUGGCGAUUGAUCCUUAAAAUGUUGAUAUUCUAAUUAAAAAAGGUAAAUUUAAUUUUUUUCAAAUAUUUUAAGGUCAAUGCCUAUCUUAAAUUAAGCAACAUGAAUAAGAGCUUGAAUGCUAUGACAAAGCCUUGACCAUAAAUCCGAACAAUAACAAAACUUUAAAACGCAAAGGUAAACUUAAAUCAAUUUUUCAAGGUGGAUGCCUAUUUGUUUUGGGUAAAUAUGAAGAGGCAAUUGAGUGCUAUCUCUAAGCUUUGGCCAUCAAACCUUAACAGAAAAAAGUUUACUAAAUAUUAGGUAAAUUCAAAGCAAUUAAAUAAAGGUAGUUGUCUAGAGGAAUUGGGUUAUUAUAAAGAGGCAAAUAAAAGCUUUGACAAGGCUUUAGAUAUAGAUCCUUUAAAUUUUGAAGUUUUGAUACUGAAAGGUACUAUUGAAAUUAUUUUAAAGGCAUAUGCUUAAUGAAGAGGGGAAAAUUUGAAAAAGCAAUUGAAUGCUUUGAUAAAAUAUUGGCCGUCAAUCCUAAUUAUGAAACAUCUUUGAUUAGCAAAGGUAUAUUUUAAAAAAGUAUUUCAAGGUGGUUGUCUAGGUUUGAUGGGUCGUUUUUAAUAGGCAAUAGAAUGCUAUGACAAAGCAAUUGCCAUUGAUCCUUCAAAUUUAAGUUAUUAUGGUUGCAAAAGUAAAAUUAAAUCAUUUAUAUUAAGGUGAUUGCCUAUUUGGAUGGGGUAAAUAUGAAGAGGCGAUUGAAUGUAUUGACAAAACUUUGGCCAUAGAUCCCUAAAAUAUUAAUUCCCUAACUUUAAAAGGUAUGGUUAAUUCAAUUAUAUAAAGCAAAAUCUCUAUUUCGCCUUCAUCAAUUUAAAUAGGCACAUGAAUACUUUGAGAAAAUUUUGGCCAUCAAUCCACUAGAUUUUAAUGCUUUAAAUGCCAAAUAGAUCUUAAGUACAUUUAUUUGA
Molecule: messenger RNA, 2028 nt
Organism: Paramecium octaurelia
Lineage: Eukaryota; Ciliophora; Oligohymenophorea; Peniculida; Parameciidae
Source: the annotation of a GenBank genome assembly